GCCAUGCCGCUGCUGGAGGUGAUCUGCAGCCUGAUUGGCUGGUUCUCGCUCUACCUGCUCUUCUGCCACACCUUCGCUCAGCGGGGGCCCGAGUGGAACUGCCGCCUCGUCACUUUGUCCCACGGGGUCCUCAUAGUCCUGCUCACAGCCUACGUGGUCUUCAUAGACGGGCCCUGGCCUUUCACACAUGCCGGUACAGAAAACACCGAGCUCCAGACCUUCUCCCUGGCCGUCUGCCUGGGCUACUUCUUCUUCGACAUGGGCUGGUGCGUGUGCAACCGCAGCGAGGGCCCCGUCAUGCUGGCGCACCACGCCGCCAGCAUCGCGGGCAUCCUGCUGGCCCUGCUCAUGGGCGUGUCGGGCUGCGAGACCUGCGGCGUCAUCUUCGGCAGCGAGAUCACCAACCCGCUGCUGCAGACCCGCUGGUUCCUGCGCCGGCUGGGCCUGUACGACGGCCUGCUGGGCGACGCCGUGGACCUGCUCUUCAUCCUGCUGUUCGCCACCGUGCGAGUGGGCGUCGGCACUGUGAUGUUCUACUGCGAGCUCACGUCCCCCAGGACCACGCUGGUCAUGAAGCUGGGCGGCGUGGUCAUGUACGGGAUAGCCUGGGUGUUCAUGGUGGACAUCGCCAGAUUUGGCUACAAGAAAAGCAGGGCCAAGUACAAAAGGUGGCGAGAGAAGCACAAGCUCAAAGAACCGGAAGGGCUUCCGGAUAAGCGUGACUGAAGGACGUUUGAUGUGCUUAAACACCUGCAGGAACCAACCUUCAGUGGGAUGUUUCUCCUUCAGUGGCUUCUGGACCUCUGAAGGUGUUCAAAACCCAACUGGUCUGACGAAAACAAAAGCAUGUUGGUGGAUCUCUGAGGAACAUGUGAAUAAAAGAACAACAUGGAAGCAGCAGAGACUUUAGGUCCAGUUUCAGAAACACAGAGGCCUACAUUUCCCACAAUGCAACUCGAUGGCUGAACCUUCCCUGCCUGGUAGAAGUUUUGUUCACAAUCCACACACACACAUUUUCCACACUACAAACUGAUUCACGGUGGUGUACUGUGAGUACAAGAUUUCAAGUACUGUUUUUAAGUACAAAUUUGAGGUACUUUUUUUUUUUUUACUUCAUUACGAUAAUCUGACAGCUUUAAAAAUUAAACCUCAUGCGUACAAAACACACGAAGAGCUCAUAAAAAUCUGAUUUGUUUGAAAUCAGAGCAGCCAGUAGUUUAAAGGAUAUUAAUUUAAGGUAUUUUCAUGACAAACACUUUGUGGUUCCAGCUUUAAGAAAUGAAACGAAUGAUGGCUGAAUUCCAUUUAGCUGCUUCAGUUUCAGGGUCCUGGUAAACAACCGUCAAUACUCAGAUUCAAAAUGCAGUACUUCAAGAAAAGAAAUACUCCUUUUCUCUUUUAUACUCCAGUCUAACAAGUGUACUUUCUAGGUUUUCUUUUCUGCGCUGGAUUUUACAACCAGGAGUUCAGCUGUGUUUAAAAUAAUAAUAAUUAAAAAAAAACAAAACAAAACAAAACAUUGUGGCUUAACUCCACAAGCAGACUUAAGCUGAUGUGUUUGUGUCAGAUUUACUGCAGGAAGAAGGAAGUUUUUCAUCAUCACAAGCUCAAAUGUCAACUAACUUGCUGUAAAAGUUCGUCAAAAAGUUGUACGUGAAACCGAAGCUUCCGUGAAUUAAAAAAAAAAAAAAGAACAACAACAACAACAACACAGCCAACACACAGGAGCUCCCAAAAUGUGUAUCAGUCCGCGACUAAAAAUAGUCCCUGACAGAUUACACUUUUUUAGAAACGUCUUGUGUUUUACGGAACAAUUUAUUUAAUGUUUCCACAUAAAAACGACGACGGCUGAAUGUUGGCGACAAAUGGCGGCUCUACGAGGACGUCGCCGAUUCUGCAGUUUUGACUGUUUAAUUUAAAAGGUGCAGUUCACCCCAAAAUCAAAACCACGUGUUCUUCUCUGCAUCUAUUUAAAAUUAAGUAUGAACGAAUGGUGGAAAACCAGUGGGGGGCGACGUGGCGAAGAACUGUUUAUUAUCGUAUCUUUUAAAGUCGUUUUCCAGGAUGAAUGGAUGGAUUAGCCAGUCAAAAUGAUGAAAGUUCGUUAAGUUCAUUCAGGUGUUUGCUGAAACCAACACUUGGGUGGAUGAGUUUCCCUCCCGCACGUCUGAUGGUUUCACGACCUUCAGACGACGUUCAAAAGAACUUUUGUUUAGAGUUAAUUUCGGAGUGGACUGCUCCUUUAAUGCUCCUCAUUGUCGUCUUCCGGGCUCGCAAGUGGGCUUUAAAA
Scatophagus argus is the source of this 2290-nucleotide messenger RNA. RefSeq names its product TLC domain containing 5b (gene tlcd5b). NCBI's taxonomy places the organism in Eukaryota, Metazoa, Chordata, Actinopteri, Scatophagidae. The record is from RefSeq and is a predicted model, not a curated record. Bases 4 to 726 code for a protein of 240 amino acids. The transcript has 2 exons. Gene Ontology annotation, cellular component: membrane.